Messenger RNA from Thalassophryne amazonica, 3580 nucleotides. RefSeq names its product coiled-coil domain-containing protein 171 (gene ccdc171). Lineage: Eukaryota; Metazoa; Chordata; Actinopteri; Batrachoidiformes; Batrachoididae. The coding region runs from base 13 to 3537 and encodes 1174 amino acids. The transcript is spliced from 22 exons. The record is from RefSeq and is a predicted model, not a curated record.
GACGCGCUCAAGAUGGCGUUAAAUUCGAAUGGCUUCUGUGCUAUGAGUGCUAUUGUGCCACACAACGAGGAGCGAGGAAGAGAGAGGCAAGAGGGAAACGGAAGCCGAGGAGGACACAGGAGGAGCAGAGACGGGAGCAGGAAGAGGGCGGAGUCAGAUGGAGCUGACGGGAGCGAGAACGUGAUGAAGCUGAGGCGCCGAGUUCAACACCUGGAGAAAGAAAAAACGGAUCUGAUGUCGUCUCACAACCACGAGGUGUUCUGCCUGCAGGUGGAGCUGGUGCGGCUGAGAUCAGCAGUGGAGCAAGGCGAGGCAGAGAGGGCGGAGCUCCAGUAUCAGCUGACAGCAAGCAAGAUAGAUGCUGAGCGUUCAAGCAGAGAGAAUCACACGCUCACAGAGCGAGGAGCAGAGCUCCAGCAGAGGAUCCAGGACCUCAGCAAAGCUCUGGAUGUCAGCCAGCGUUCCAGGGCGGAGGACCAGCAUGCUUUGCAGCAGGAAAUUGAAGAGCGCCACAAGAUGCUUCAGAGCUCCACUGCUGAAAAGAGACAACUGAACCGACAGCUUCAGGAGCAAGAGGAGGCUCUGCUGGAGUCGGAGAAGAGGGUGGAGAAGCUGAAGAAGGAGAAAGAGGAGGAGAACGAGCUGAACCAACAGCAAGCUGGCAAACUGAAGGAGCUGAUGGAGCAAGACGAGAGGACCAGGAGGGAGAAGGAGCUGUCGGAUCAGAGGCUGAAAUCUUUGGAGUCAAACAUGGAGGUGGCGCGCGCGGCUCACCUGGAGUCCCAGAUCAAAUCUGACAUCAUGCAGAGGCGCAUUCUGGAGCUGGAGGCGGCACUGGCAUUGGAGCGCUCUGGCCAGCAGGAGGCGCAGUGCAACUUGGACCUGCUGCGUUCACAGUUCAGAGAGGUGGAGCGAGCUUACAAUGUGGAGAGAGAGAGGAGCAGCAACGCAGAGCACAGUCUGCAGCGCUUGCAGGCAGAGUCCAAUCGGCGCAUAAUCGAGCUUAAAGCUGCACUGGAAACUGAGCAAAAGAUGACCUCUGACCUCACAGACCAGUUAGAGGAAGAGAAGAAGCAGCACGGCAGCACUUUCUCGUUACUCGAGCAGACAACUCAAAGGCAUCAUGAGGCUGAAGAAGUUGGUAUGAAAUUAAUCCAACAGAUUAGAGAGACUCUCCAACACCACAACGGCACAGGCCGUACGUCUACAGAGGAUGAUGGGAGCUGUAGUCCUGCUUCUGCCCUUGUGAACCACCUGAAGGCCACUCUGAGCGACUACCAGCACAGUCUGGAACAGAUGGACAAACAGGUCCAGGAUUUGGUGCUGGCCUCCCAGAGGCUGGAGGAGGAGAAGCAGGCUCUUCAAAAUGUGACCUCAGAGCAGAGCAGACAGCUGGAGGAGGGACAGCUGGUUCUGGUCAAACUGAAAGAGGAAGUGACACGCCUACAGCAGGAGAGCUCCGAUUGGUUGAUGCAGAGCCAGAAGCUGAAGGUGCAGCUGGAGAAGGAGAGGGAGGAAAUGGAGCGAGGGAGGGAGGAGAGGACAGCAGAAAUCCAGAAGAUGACUGAAGACUACCGGAUGGAGACACAAACGCGCCUGUCCUUCCUCUACUGUCUCUGUCAGCGGCUGAUUGCUGGCUGUGUCCUCCUUGAUCAACCCCAGAGCAUCGUGGGUAACUUCACCUGGGCGGAGCUGUGCGACGUUAUCAACAAACACGUCGACCAGCUGACCUCUGACCUCCAACAGGCUAAAGAGCAGGUAGUCCACCUGAGGAGCGUGUGUGAGAAGAAGAGCAUGCAUGUGUGCGAGCUGCAGCAUAGUCAUAAAUGUGCGUUGUCUCGCCUGGAGGCAGAGUGGAGUCGCAGACACGCCCUCACUGUGACACACCUGCAGUCACUUCGGUCUCAGUGCGACUCUCUCCGUGAUAAUGUCUCCUCACUUGAACGCCGUCGCUCCUUGUUGACCUCUGGCCUCUCUCGACUUCAGAGCCUCCUCUCCCAGAGCCGCGGGGAGUCGGCGUCCCUCCUGUCGGGCUGCGCCCUGCUGGCGGGGGUGUUGGUGCACGCUAACCGAUUCACGUGCGCGCUCGCCGAGCAGAAAGCGCUCCUGCACAGACAGCUGGCUGAGGCGCGAGAGCUCGAGGAGGAGGUGAGGAGGCUGGCUGCUGCUCUGGGAGGUGAGAAAGACGAGGAGGAGGAGCAGAAGAGAGUGAGGAGGAGGAGGUGGAGGAAGAGCGUGUGUGUGGUGUUGGCAGUAAGGAGGUGGUCCAAAAUGGCCAAAAACACAUCGGUGUUGUUUCGGCUGGAGAGGGGAGAAGACGUUCCCACCGUGUGCAUGUGCGUCUGUGGGGAGUCGCCAGAGACCAUAAAGAGGGGACGCAGCUCCUCGUGGACAGAUGAAGAGUGUCGUGAAUGGGCGUGUUCACAAUGGCUCCGCUCCAAAACGCUCUCCUCUGUCAUAGCAUCCUCUAUGGCUGACCUGCAGAGGGUGCUGAAACAUAGCGGCUCCUCCCCUCUCGGUGUAAUAGCGGCAGCUCGUUCUGGUUUGUCCCGCCUCCUCGAUCACCUCAAUCAAUCAGGUGCAGGAACCAGUCUGCCGUCAAUCAUAACGCCAUGCAGAGUUGACGAGGACAGUUUGGUAGCUCGGCUGCAACUUGGACUGAGCAGAGCAAAUCCUUCAGAACCCAGAAGGAAGGCCUUGGUUUCCGCACUCCAACAGCAUUUCCUGCUCUUCACUCAACGGUUGCACUGUGCUGAGGUGGAGAGGCGGAGCCUGAGGAUGGAGUUGACCAUUCUGAAACGAGGUGGCAGUGGAGAAAGAGGGCACGGACGGAAUCCCAAAGGGUUGAUAGAAAAAGUUCCUUCAGAACGUUACCAGGCUGUGUGUUCAGAGCUCCAACAGCUUCUCAGCAGGGAACAUCAGGUCCAGCAGCUUGCUCAGGAACAAACAGAGCAGAUUCGCUCUUUGCAGCACCUAGAGAAGUCUCUGUCCGAAGCCCGUCAGGAAGUGAGUCGGAAGCACCGCUCGCUGAGAAUUCUGGGUAAACAUCUGUCAGGUGUUCACAAGAAGAAGAAGCAGCUCGAAGAAGAACUGCGGCGAGCUGAGGGCGAGCUAAAGCAUGCUGCCAGACGCCAGAAUUAUGUGCUACGCUACAUGACGGCGGCAGAGACGAGCUACGACCAGGUGACGGCUUGCACACACUGUCCGUUCUUACACGCAGCACACACGCAUGUUCACAUGAAGCUGUUUGUUCUUCAGGUCAGAGAGCAUCUCAGCCAAUCACAUGCCUGCCUGUCGGCUCAGUCCCUCCCUGAUCCAACCCCCCCAGAGCCCAGUGGACCAGAGUGCAUCAUGGGAGCACCUGAGGUGGCAGCUUGCCAGUCCCUGCUCUCCACCUUCUCUGGGCUCUGUCAGAUGUUUAUUUCCAGGAUCAAUUGGAAGGAGCGCAAUGUUUCCGCCCACAACAAUCAAACGGCCGUGUUGUGCAGUAAAACGCAGGAUACCUGUUUCCAUAACGACCGUACCUGCGUAAGAUGACAUCGUCAUGUUUGACACGGACUCUAAAUUGUUACAAAAAAAA